Molecule: messenger RNA, 576 nt
Organism: Saprolegnia parasitica CBS 223.65
Lineage: Eukaryota; Oomycota; Saprolegniomycetes; Saprolegniales; Saprolegniaceae
Exons: 3
Coding region: 1-576 (191 amino acids)
Biological process (GO): lipid metabolic process
Source: RefSeq, a predicted model, not a curated record
AUGCACUACUGGUUCGGCAUCACGAUCAUGCAAACGGCCAACGUCUUCAUCCCGUUCCUGAGCCAACUGCCCCAGGACUUUGUUGUGAACCUCCUCUCGCUGCGCUUUCUCAACAAGAUCAUCCCGACACCGGUCUACCAAAAGCUUCUCGACAAGGUCGAGGCGCUCAAAAAAACAAAGUCCAACAUCGUAGUGACGGGCCACUCGCUCGGUGGCGCCAUGGCCGCCGUCGUGGGCGCCAAAAUGCACUUGCCUGCGGUCUCGUUUUCGGGCCCGGGUCUCUUGUACUCGCGCGGUCGGUUUGACAUUGACGACGAGCGCUCGAUUCGCGACUACGUGCUCACGGUCAAGCCCCGGGGCGACUUUGUGCCGCGCGUGGACCGUCUCGGCGGCCUCGUCCAAGACAUCGACUGCCGCCGCAACAACCCGAAAGCCUGCCACGGCACCGACACGCACGCGUGCGAGUUUUACCUCACGUGCGGCGACAAGCGCGGCCGCGACUGGUCCCGUGUCUGCGAAGAGUACCGGAACCUCGCCAAGAAGAUUGACUCGAUCACAACGCAGAGCAACAACUAG